GCCGGUGGCUGCGGCAGCGGCAGGUCCCGGUGCGGCGGCGCCAUGAGCGGCUCGGGGCCGGGGCCGGGGCCGCGCGCGCUGCCCUCCUGGCAGCUCGAGAUCCUGGAGCGCAAGCGGGCCAAGCUGGCUGCGCAGGGCGCGGGGCCGAGGCCGGGGCCGGCGGAGCGCGCGCGGGCGGCGCCCGAGGGCGAGCGGAUGGUGCUGGCCGAGAGCCUGGGCCCGCUGCGCGACAACCCCUUCAUGCGGCUGGAGAGCGAGCGGCGCCGCCUGCGCCACGGGCCGCCCCGCACCGGCCGCCCUUCGCCCGGGCCCGGCCCCGCGGCGCGGCCGCUGCAGCAGCUGCUGGAGCUGUACAGCGCCGUGCCCGGCAUCCGCACCAUCCGCGCCGACAACAUCCUCAUCAUCGAGUCGCAGCCCGACGCCUCCGGCUGCUUCGGCGGUGGGGAGCGCGCCUGGGAGGCCCCCGCCCCCGCCUCGCCCGGCGGCCGCGACCCGCUCCGCGAGCUGCUGGCGGGGCCGGGCCCCGCCGUGGCCGAGAUCCGCGCCGCGCAGGUCUUCAUCUACGAGGCGGCGGAGGGCGCGGAGCCGCCGCCCGCCGCGCAGCCCGGCACCGUCAGCCGCCUGCUGCAGAAGUUCGACCAGCGCCCGCGGCCGAGGCGGCGCCGGGCCGGGGACCUGGCCGCGCCCGCCAGCGCCCCCGAGCCGCCCCCCAGCCCGGCGGCCCCCGAGCCGCCCCUCAGCCCGGCCACCCCUGGCUCACCCCCACCCCGCUGCUUCCUGCACAAGAUCGGCUCCAACUCCUUCACCGUGACCCCGCGCGGCCGCCCUCCGGUACUGCUCGCCAAUGGCCCCUCGGAGCCUAGCCCCCGUGCCCACGUGCCCGUGGCCAAGGUGCCCCCGGUGCCAUCGCCCAGCGCCCCCAUUGCCCGAGCCAAGAUGCAGCGGCCAAAGCCCGAGGGGGCUGAAGGGACCCAGUCCACUCGACCCUGUGCCAGCCUGGCCCCCUCCAGUGCCACCCCCGGCGCCCUCCAGCCGCUCUCUGCCUCCGCGCCCAAGGCCAGCAGCGGCUCCUUCGAGAUCCGCCCAUCUCCCAAACCGGACCUGGCCGCCAUCCCUGCCCAUGACCUCCAGGCGCAGGCCCUGGCCAACCUACGCCUCAACUCACGCAACUCUUUCCUAGUCGUGCCCUCUCGGGCAAAGGCCCCAUGUCCGCCGGCUCCUGCUGAGAGCUUGAGGACGGGCAUCCCACUGUCCUCGGAGCCUGAGCGUGGGCAGCAGGAAGAGCCCUCGCCAGCUGCCUUCGAGGCCCAGAGGGAGCCUGUCACUCCCCCAAAAGCAUCUCCAGAGCCUCUGGUGCCGGUGACUUACAUUGAUGAUGACAUUGUUGAGCCAGAGCCUGGAGACUUGGCUUCAGUGCCUGGUGCAGCUGCAGAGACUAAGGACUUACUUGUGCCUCGAGACGCUGCCUCGGGUAUGGGUACGGAGAUGGAGGUUUCUGCGGUGCCCUUCUACCAACCCCACCCUGCCUCCCCAGGCUUUGCUCAGAGAGGGGGCUACACAUUCACUGUAGUACCCAAAAGGAAGCCUCCUGUUUCUGGUCUGGCAACCUUCACUGAUGGCAGCAGAGUCCAGCAAAAUGAGGGAGUGGAGGAUGAGGAGAUUCGAGGAAGGCCCAAACCCUGCAGGAGCGCUGAUGCUUCCUCACCAGGGCCCCUGCUGAAAACACGCUACCCCAAGGCACACGAGAUUGAGGUGAUCGGUGGCUACCUGUCCUUGGAGAGGUCCUGUAUCAGCAAGAAGGGCUCCCGUCGCAAAAAGAUGAAAAUCUCUUUCAACGAGAUGAGCCUGCAGACCAUGUUCGAGUACCCCUCUGAGAGCUCCCUGGCAGAGGAAGAUGAGGAGGAGGAGGAAGAAGAAGAAUUUAGCUCAGAAAUGGAGGAUGACAAGCCUUCCUCCUUCUUCAUUCCACACCCAAACAGCACCUUGCACCCUAACGUGCCCAACCCAGGCUUGUCCAGCUAUACACCAAAGCACUCUGUGGAGUUUGGCAAGUGGCAGGAACAGAAAUAUGAGGAUCAGCCUGGUGCAAUGGGGACCGUUCCAAAGGAGGUGGAUACCCUGGGGAACCAGGUCAUGCUUACCCCAGCAGAUAGGAGUUGUCUUUCUGACUUCAGCAGCGAGCCUGCCUUGUAUUUCUGAUCACCGAACCCUGCAGCCUCCAGCCUGCAGCAGCUACAGCCGAGCAGGAAGCUUGGCAUGCCAUCCAUCCUGCUCUCUGAACGUCCUUGGAUGCACUUCCUGGGAUGGAGCGUCUCUGAAGUGCUACAGAAAUGGGCUUCCAGCUCUGCCUUAACACAAACCCUGAGCUGGAUCCUGUGCCUGAGGCACUACUGUUGUUGGACAUCUUGGAUGUUAGCAAUGGAUUCUGGGACCAGCCACCUUUUUACAGUAGCAGGCAGAACUGUUUGGUUUGUGACCUUCACGUGUUCCUUGUUCUAGAACAGCUGUCUGAUUAAAUAAGAGCAAAUCUGAAGUCUGCCAGGGGCACAGACUGAGGGUGCUCAGCUGAAUCCACUGAUGGUGGACUCAAGGAAAGAGAGUCUCAAAAGCCUCUCGUGGAGGCUCCCAUUGAAAAAUAUAUCUGCAGUUUGAGCAUUGAGGGAUCUCCAGGACCAUCUGGUGAAUCAGCCUAGAGCUUGGCAGGCCAGGUCCAGGGAAGGUGGCUGUGGUUUGAUAACUGCACUAUAAUGGGGUCCACUUCUUGUGCUCAGGAUGGGGGGCUAUCUCAGGUCCAAGUCCAAACCGAGGCACACUUUGGGGUCUGACUAGUUUCUGCUCCUGUAAAGCUGAUGAAUCAUUCAGUCAAGGCUGUGUUGGCUGGGAAGGGAUUCCCUGGGGUGGGAUGCACUAGAGGGGUGAAGGAUGAUGGGAGGGGAAAUAAAUGACUCAUCCUCUGUGGCAGAUCAGUAGGAGAAGGAAAGCUGGAGGGUCCCCAGAUUGAUGCUGGUUGCUCCCUCUGGGCAACUGGAGCUACCUGACUAGGCCUCUCUUUGAAGUAGUUCCAAUGCACUGGCAAUAGGUGUAACAAGUCCUACCUUUUGUCUCUUGAUCUGUCUCCAAUCACUAUCACUCAUGUCAUGGUUGUCCCUAUUCUGAACAUUGCUGUAGCUGGUCUUUAUCCUAGAGUUUGAUCCAGCUGGCCCAGACUUAUCCACUAGCUGCACUCCCUGCCCCAUGGCUGCCCUUGAAUUGGAGAGCUCGCUUGCUUUGGGUCAGAAUACUUGCACCUGGGCUUUCUUGCUUCAAUUUCAAGAUGCAAAAGGGCCAUUUCUCACUCCCUUCUUUAACAGCAACCUAAGCAAGGAAUAUGCUGUUUUUUCUAGGUUUUUAUAAUUCUCUUUUGUAAUUAAUGUAGCCAAUACAGAAAGGAAUCUGCUAGGUUUUCUCACUGAUCAUGGAUGUUACUAGUACUGUAGACUUGGAUCAAUACUUCACUCUGGAGAAGACUAAUGUUUUGGAAUUGUAUGUUGCUGCUCAUGUGAUUUGUACUCCAGGGAUUAAACAUGUAGCUGAAACAGAUGGCCUCUUGGGUGUUGUGAAUGGGAGAGAUACCACAUCGUGGCUGCCUCUAGAGGCUCAACCUGUCCUAUUUCUGAUUAAACCUGGUGCAUUUGUUCA
Alligator mississippiensis (American alligator) is the source of this 3678-nucleotide messenger RNA. It is a transcript of the gene TPRN, whose product is annotated as taperin. The record is from RefSeq and is a predicted model, not a curated record. NCBI's taxonomy places the organism in Eukaryota, Metazoa, Chordata, Crocodylia, Alligatoridae. The transcript has 4 exons. Bases 43 to 2199 code for a protein of 718 amino acids. Gene Ontology annotation, molecular function: phosphatase binding.